Sabethes cyaneus is the source of this 1455-nucleotide messenger RNA. RefSeq lists its product as uncharacterized. The transcript has 2 exons. Lineage: Eukaryota; Metazoa; Arthropoda; Insecta; Diptera; Culicidae. The record is from RefSeq and is a predicted model, not a curated record. Bases 1 to 1455 code for a protein of 484 amino acids.
AUGAAGUGGGUUUGUCCGCUUGUAAUACUGGUGCUAAAUACCGCAGGUGGUGUUCUUUGUGAUUUUGGACUGAACGUAACUGUGCCCGGCUACACGAGUAGUAUCAAUCAGUCAAUAGGAAAUGGAAUAAACUCAGUGAUCAGAGCAAAUGCAUCUAUAAAAACUUCCCCGGAAGAUGAUAGUACUGCUACCAUUGCUAAUUUGAUCAUUAUUGCAAAUAAUGUCACAACUCCGCUGAAUAAAUUACUUGGCAGUAUCCUAGCGGCUUCUACAGUUAAAAAUGUUAGUAUUCAAGAUACGUUCGCCAAUUUAUCACAGCUGAUUGUGGACACUAAACCAGCACUGACAGCUGCAUCGAAUGUUGCAUGCAAUCUUCGAGAAACAACAAAAGACUAUCUCUAUCAAUUGCUGAGCGGUAAUUUAACGGCUUUAUCCUCAAUUCUAACGAACCUCACGGAGGGUUUAAGUCACCUUAAAACGCAAGUCGAACAAGCAACCAAUGAGCAGUAUCCAUUAACCAGUCAAAACAUCACCAUCUAUCUCAACGGUACAGUUCUAUCCAAUGUGACAACACCGCUACAAGCCAUCAGAAACUAUCUUACAAACGUCGCUGCAAUAGGCACGGUCAUUGCUGUCGAACGAACUCAAGCCAUUAACUACCUGUCACAAGUGAACACAACACUGCAUAAAGGUCUUCAAAACAUAAUAAAUGCAGCAACAGCUUUCAACCGCACCGUGCUGGAGACUUACAAUCGCAUAACGACCCACCAAGUGAACGCAUUCAAAGCCAUCAAUCAAACCUACGCCUCGAUUGUUUCACGAGGCUCCUCCUAUAACAGUGGCGAUAUCAGUAAUCUAACCUUAUUCCUAUCGGACCUAGUCGCUGCCAACGAGAGUUUCUCGCAGCUUGUCAGCCUCAGCACCAACUACACGGUGGAGCAAUUUUUCCCAGUUCUGCAGGAUCGAAUUGGUGCAGUAUCGAAAACUAUUUUGACAACUGCCAGCUUUCUAGCCGAUCAGAGUGCCAUCAAUGCAAGCAUCUAUACCAACCAGUGUGCAGCCCGCUUGGUGCAACGUCUACAGCAAAACCCACUGCUGAUUACGAGGCUUUCUCGUUGCAUACAGCAGGAAUCCAACGCGUUGCAACCCACCAUCACGUUCACCCAGCUUCAGAUGGACCUGGUCAAGAACGCAGCUGGCUCGAUUGCGACCCAGCUGGCUAAAACCUGCCAGCGACCCACCGGCUUCUGCGCAAAAACGUAUUUUGCAGCCCUUCCGGACCACUCACAGAUGAUACAGAACAAGGUAUCGGUGAUUGCCGGGGGAAUCAGCAACGAUGAGCAUAUUGCGACUGGACGAACGCUGAACUGUAUUCACGGAACCGCUGCAGACAUCAUCGAAAAUGCACGGUUUAUUAGGAAACGAUUUAACAAGUGCCUCCUGAAUGGGCCAUAG